AGUUUACCCGUACCUUAUCCAUCCUGCACAGGGUUUUACAAUGUUAGGCACAUACUUGGUGUAUACUGUCUUUGCGAUUUUAGCUUCUAUAUCAGAAGCUCACGUGAGGUUAACCUUUCCCCCAGCAAGACGUUAUGCAUUGGAUUUCCUGGACAACGGGCGAACUAGAGGCCCUUGCGGGUUCCAACCGUACGCAGGGGCACCAAGAACUACACUGAUAGAGGGCACGAAAUUAAGAGUGACAUGGCACCUCGCGUACUCACACAGGGGCGGCGCACAAAUUCAGAUUAUAAAAGAGAAUCCCUUCGUCGUUGUGACCAGUCUUACGGGCGGAGCGUUCUUGUUUCAAAAUGAUUCAACUCGCCAAUAUGCUGACGUCGUUUUGCCGGUGAAUUACACUUGCGACUCGUGCGCUAUUCGUUUGUUCCGACAAGCUUCUGAGUGGGGUGGUGCAUACCGAUUUUGGAGUUGCAGUGACGUAACCAUUUUACGUCAUCCAAAUGCGUCAUCGGCAGUUUGUGCAGCCACUCCAACGGCUGCACCAAUCGGUAAUGGAACCGGUGGAGUGAUUGGAGAACCAGAACCAACAGCCCAACCAAGACCAACUGGAGAACCAGAACCGACAGCCGAACCAAGACCAACUGGAGAACCAGAACCUGAACCAACUGGAGAACCAGAGCCAACAGGAGAACCAGAACCAACUGGAGAACCAGAGCCUGAGCCACAGCCCAAUGGUGGUGGGCAAACUGCUACUAUGAACCUGUGUCAACCAGCGGAACCACUUCUAUAUAAUCAAUGUUAUGUUGGAAAAUGCUUGAACAACGGCACCUGCGAUCCAGUCACUGGGUUAUGCAGCUGUGUGAAACUUUUCUCUGGUGAUCGUUGUGAAAAUAAAGAUCAAUGUUGGGUGGAUAGUGAUUGUGGACGUGGAAGAUGCAUAGACACCAGGAGCACAACUUAUCCUAAACUUAUGUGUUACUGUGAAGCUGGGUGGCAUGGAGAGAGUUGCGAUACAAGCUCUGAUAUCGUUGUUCAGCAAAACUAUUCGAGCAACCCUGAUUACUGGACAAGAGAGCUCAGUCCUGGGAACAUCUACGUUCACUGGAGACUUGUGAGAAAUAACACAGAAAUUGAGAUUGCUGUUCGUGCUAAAACUCUCAGUUGGGUGGGCAUUGGUUGGAGGCCAAGAGGUUUAACAACUAGAUGCAAGAGUUUCCCAUACAGCGGUUCUAGGCCUACUUUGGACCGAGCUUAUAUGGAUAUUGUGACAGCUUUAAAGAGCCAACCAAUUGUGGCCAAAAAUGCAACAUUGGAUCCAGAAAUUGAAAUUGAGAACUCGUUGCAAAGUAAUAUUGUAACUAGAUGUUCCCCUGGUACUGGCACAGGUACACAACCAACUGGUCAACCGGAACCAGAACCGACAGGAGAACCAGAACCAAGACCAACUGGUGAACCAGAACCAACAGGAGAACCAGAACCAAGACCAACUGGUGAACCAGAACCAACAGGAGAACCAGAACCAGAACCAACAGGAGAACCAGAACCAGAACCAACUGGUGAACCAGAACCAACAGGAGAACCAGAACCAACUGGCGAACCAGAACCAACUGGCGAACCAGAACCAACUGGUGAACCAGAACCAAGACCAACUGGAGAACCAGAGCCUGAACCAACUGGAGAGCCAGAACCAACUGGAGAACCAGAACCUGGUGCAACCCAACCACCAGGAUCACCACUGACUCAUCCGAUGGACUGUAUUGAUGUUGUAAUUGGGUCAGUUAAAGGUAACCUUCACAGGGUGCAAGAUAUGUACACAAGAGAUCGUUCCACACCUCGUGCAGAUGCCUUCUAUGGUGGAAGUGAUGAUAUUACUGGUUCUGCUGGUUCCCAAGUAGAUGGUUUCACCACAAUUGUGUUCCGAAAGAAAACUAGAGCGAUACUGCAAUGUGACCACAGCAUAGUAGAUGCUCCAAUGCAAGUUGUUUGGGCAAUUGGACAAGGUCUUGAUUCGUAUGGUCACCGUCCAGGCUCUGGCCUUGAAGCUUGUACAGCAAGUGACUUCAAGUUUUAUCGUCAUGACGAAAUUAAGUACCAUGGCACUAAUCGCUUACAGCGGGGUUCCAGUACAAUGAACUUCUAUGAAAACCCUACACCCCCAACUAACAGUCCUGCACCUGGUGUAUGUUCCACUUUAUCUGGUGAAUACAAAUUACCAAGAUCAUGCGACUCAUCUGCUGCUAAUUUCAACUGCGAGUAUUUCCUUUCAUGGACUCUUGACUCUUCAACCAACGCCAUUCAAUUCACCCUAAAAUCCAGACAAGCAAAUACAAGAUGGAUCGCACUUGGUAUUAGCUCAGACAAAAGGAUGGCAAACACAGACGUCAUCAGUGCUUAUAUUAAUAGCCAAGGCACUGCUGUGGUUCAAGAUAGGUGGGCAACUGGUUACACUCCACCACCAGUAGACUCUGUCAACUCAUUAUCGGGCAUUAGUGGAAGUUAUACAAAUGGCGUCAUGACUUUUCAGUUUUCUCGUCCAAGAGACACAGGGGAUAGUAGCCAGGAUGUGAAAUUCACUGAUAGCGAGUGUCAACACAUGAUUUAUGCAAGUGGGCCUUUAAACACUGGUCGAACAAACAUAAACUACCAUACCUCUACUCCUAUAAUCAGUAAUAAUAAGAUUUGCAUUCGUAGCUGUGGUGUGAUUGUCUCACAAGUUAUUAGCAUUGAAGGAACUUUAACAAUGACAGGAAAAGUUUAUACAAGUGAUUUGUCCAACCCAAGUUCUCAAACAUUUAUUAAUUUAAAGGCAGAAGUGGAGCCUUUGAUUCAAGCUACAUUUACAGAAGCAGGACAAGAUCUCUCAGCUGGUUCAACAAGCAUUGUCACAGUAACUGGUUUCACACAAGGCAGUGUAAUUGUUAACUACGUGGUUCAAGUCACUCACACUAAUUCUUCUAUCACACCUACUGAUGCAGUGAAUCAGCUAGAAAGAGCUUUUAACGACAUAAUAGCUGCCAACAACGGUUCACUUCCAAACUCCAACAUUAAGGUUGCCUCUCUUACAGUGACACAACAAGUGCCUGCAACUACAGCAGCCCCUGUACCACCUGAACCUUUUGCUGAAUGGAAGAUAGCUGUGAUAUGCGCUUGUAUACUUGCUGCUGCCGCCAUUAUUGCUGCGGUGGCUGCUACAUGUAUUAGAAUGCAUAGGAAAGAGGACACUUCUUCUGUCAUGCCGAUGAAGAAAAGUGAAAAAGCAGGAUUUGCAAACCCAGUAGGUAAUGAAUAUGAAGAACUACAUGAGAAAACAUCUCGUGCUGGUUCAUCAGGUAGCUCUGCCAGUGGUGACGUUGACAAAAUGCAAGAAAAAGUGUAAUAUGCAACUUAAUAUUGAGUUCCAGUUCUGUAUAAAACAUCAGACAAACAUGGUUUUAACCCAUGGAAAAAAUGUCGAUGAGAUGAAAUAGAAUAAGUUUUCAUGCAGCACUUAUUUCAAUUUAAAAUAUACAUUCUUAUUUUUAUUGCAUAUUUCUAAAUAACGUUUUUCGAGAGUUAAAAUCUUAACAAUGGUAAAUAAGAAUCAUCUCUUUAGUUUUGAUGUAAAAGCUAUUUUCAUUAUUUUUGUUGUUGUUUUUGUUUUACGCAUAUUUAUACUUUAUUUUCUUUUCCUAUAUCAAAGAACUUAAUUUACAAUAAACGCAUUCUUUUCGAACUGAAAAUUCUCUGCAAAAAUAUUUUGACUUUAAAUUUCCAGAUGAAAACACUUUUUUCCUUUUUAUAUAAUUCUACAAAAACAAUCGUGUGUUGGAUUGAGUUUGUGUAUAAUAAAAUACGACAUACACA
Ciona intestinalis (vase tunicate) is the source of this 3843-nucleotide messenger RNA. NCBI's taxonomy places the organism in Eukaryota, Metazoa, Chordata, Ascidiacea, Phlebobranchia, Cionidae. The record is from RefSeq and is a predicted model, not a curated record.